Molecule: messenger RNA, 1038 nt
Organism: Fraxinus pennsylvanica
Lineage: Eukaryota; Viridiplantae; Streptophyta; Magnoliopsida; Lamiales; Oleaceae
Source: the annotation of a GenBank genome assembly
AUGGCAUUCCAUUCCAUUGCUUUGAUCUUUAUAUUUCAGUUCCAGCAAAUCCUUGGAAUAGAUGCUAAAAUUUCGUCUAUUAUAGUGUUUGGUGAUUCUUCAGUGGAUUCUGGGAACAAUAACUUCAUUCCUACGAUUUCAAGAAGUGAUUUCGUGCCUUAUGGUCGGGAUUUUGAGGGUGGUCGACCCACUGGACGGUUUUCCAACGGACGGAUUGCAACAGACUUCAUCUCUGAGGCUUUCGGGUUGAAACCAACCGUGCCUGCUUACUUGGAUCCGGCUUACACUAUAGAGGAUUUUGUUUCAGGAGUUUCUUUUGCAUCAGCUGGAACUGGCUUUGAUAGUGCUACCUCUACAGUGCUUUCAGUAAUACCUCUGUGGCAAGAACUCGAAUACUACAAAGAAUACAAAGGGCGGCUGGAAGACUAUCUGGGAAACAAGAAGGCAAAGAAAAUCUUGACCGAAGCUCUAUACAUAAUCAGCAUGGGAACAAACGAUUUCUUAGAAAACUAUUACGUGCUUCCCAUCAGAUAUUUCGAGUUUUCUCCUAAUGACUACCAGAAAUUUUUAGUUGACAUAGCACGAUCCUUCAUUACUGAUAUUUACCACCUUGGAGCACGAAAAAUAUCCUUAACGGGGCUCCCUCCAAUGGGCUGCUUGCCACUGCAGAGAACGCUACAAGGGGGAAAUUGUGAAGCAAUGUAUAAUCAUGUGGCCAUGGAGUUCAACAAGAAGUUGAAAGCAUUAGUUGAAACACUGAAUGACGAGCUUUCUGGAAUUCAACUUGUGUUCUCAAAUCCAUACCAUGUUUUUUCCAAGAUCAUUCAGGAUCCUCGGUCUUUUGGAUUCCAAACUGCAGUAACUGCGUGUUGUGGGACGGGAACUUUUGAGAUGGGUUAUCAGUGCAAUGAAUUUACUCCCUUUACGUGCACAGAUGCGAAUCAGUACGUGUUUUGGGAUUCGUUCCAUCCUACGGAGAAAACAAACUUCAUACUAGCAGAUUAUGCUGUCAAAACAUCUCUUGCUAUAUUUAAAUAG